Messenger RNA from Ostreobium quekettii, 942 nucleotides. The record is from the annotation of a GenBank genome assembly. NCBI's taxonomy places the organism in Eukaryota, Viridiplantae, Chlorophyta, Ulvophyceae, Bryopsidales, Ostreobiaceae.
AUGGGACGAAGGAACAAGAGAUUGCAGAGGCUUGAGAGGGAGUGUGCCGUUUUGGCCGCGCAAGCCAAGCUGAGACUUGCGGAGAGCGCGGUCAUCAGGCAGGGAGGUGGAGGCGGGGAGAUGAGGCAAACGCCCAAAUCAGCGAAAGAGACUCUGUGGAUUUCAAGAGAAAGAGGCAGAAUAGCUAUCGCCAACCAUCUCAAGAACGAGGACAGCGCCGAAGAAUACAAUCGAAACAGGAUCACGAACGAUCGAGGUGGGCCGAUGGCAUCUCAGUUUCCAAGACCACAGUCUGCAUCGCCAGGGGAAUCGAGGUCCGGAGCCAGGCAUCAACUGCCAAGGCGACCCAGCUCGGCCGAUCCUGAUGGCAGGCGGACUCUGGAUGCAGAUGUCACCCAGAUCCGGCGCGAGAUGGCAGCAAUGAAGGAGGACUGCCGUGCAGCGUGGGAGGAGGUCUCCAAUCGACUUGAAACCGAAAAGGCCCUACGGGCGACGGUGGAGCUGCUGCGCGGGCGCCUCCACGCCCAGACCCAGAGAGAAAUCGAGCACCAGCGGCGGCUGCAGCUUCACGCUCGCCUAGAGCCCGUGUUCGACCGCCUUGCGGAGAAGUUCGUGUUCAAGAACCCCGAGGAAGUCGUCGACCGCCUGGAGUUCCUGGAGAAUGACAAGCUGGGCACUAUGGACCUGCUGCUCAGGGCCAGGCUCAGGAAGACAACCGGCAGCUGCGCGCCCAGAUUGACGGCCUGCAGCGCCAGACGGACAACUGCGUGGACCGCCUGCGCGGCGAGCACAACCGCAGCGUGUCGCAGCUGCAGCGGCGGAACGAUAGCCUGGCGAACGCUCUGGACGGCCAGUCGAGCGUCAUUGGCAAGCUGGAGGCGCGCCAGCGGCAGCUGGUGGAGCUGCAGACGGCCGUGCUGGACCUAUGGUCGCUGUGCAUGA